This is a messenger RNA of Myotis lucifugus (little brown bat), 1167 nucleotides long. Its product is annotated as tissue factor pathway inhibitor-like. The record is from RefSeq and is a predicted model, not a curated record. The transcript has 11 exons. Gene Ontology annotation, molecular function: serine-type endopeptidase inhibitor activity. Bases 1 to 1167 code for a protein of 388 amino acids. NCBI's taxonomy places the organism in Eukaryota, Metazoa, Chordata, Mammalia, Chiroptera, Vespertilionidae.
AUGAGGAAGACAACCCUCCUCUGGGCUUCCGUGUGUCUGCUGCUCAGCGGUGCCUUCCGCCCCCUGGACGCUGCUCCUGAGAGGGAGGACGAGGAGGACGCGGACGGCACAGAGCGGCCCGACUUCUGCUUCCUGGAUGCGGAUAUGGGGCCCUGCGGCUUAUACUUCAAGCGCUACUUCUACAACCACCGCUCCGGGCGCUGUGAGGCGUUCGGGUAUGGAGGCUGCGAUGGGAACCUAAACAACUUCGAAAGCGAGGCAGAUUGCCAGCGCACCUGUGGGGACCCGGAUGACAGCACCCAGCCCACUGCCUCUUCCACUCCUGGCCCUGCCCAAAGGAAUGCCGGAGUCUCGGAUGACAUUGCCCAGCCCACUGCCUUCUCCACUCCCGGCCCUGCCAAGAGGAAUGCUGGAGUCUGGGGGCGGCCCGGCUUCUGCUUCUUGGAGAAGAGGAUGGGGCGCUGCCGCUUAUACUUCAGGCGCUACUUCUACAACCACCGCUCUGGGCGCUGUGAGGCGUUCGGGUAUGGAGGCUGCGAUGGGAACCUAAACAACUUCGAAAGCGAGGCAGAUUGCCAGCGCGCCUGUGGGGACCCGGAUGACAGCACCCAGCCCACUGCCUCUUCCACUCCUGGCCCUGCCCCAAGGAAUGCCGGAGUCUCGGAUGACAGCGCCCAGCCCACUGCCUUCUCCACUCCCGGCCCUGCCACAAGGAAUGCCGGAGUCUGGGGACAGCCUGGCUUCUGCUUCUUGGAGAAGAGGAUGGGGCGUUGCCGCUUAUACUUUAGGCGCUACUUCUACAACCACCGCUCUGGGCGCUGUGAGGCGUUCGGGUAUGGAGGCUGCGAUGGGAACCUAAACAACUUUGAAACCGAGGCAGAUUGCCAGCGCUCCUGUGGGGACCCGGAUGACAGCGCCCAGCCCACUGCCUCCUCCACUCCCGGCCCUGCCAAGAGGAAUGCCACAGUCUGGGAAGAGGGCGCGACAGUGAGCUGCCGCCUCAUUAGCCACCAGAAGGGUUGCUCCCUCUGCAAAGCCCACUCAGCACCACCCCUUACCGCCCCCCAGAGGCAGCCAGUGUUUCACAAUGUGUCUCAGACCAAGAAGCGUGGAAACUCCCAGCAGAGCCUACCCAGCCGCCCGGGUGACAGCCGAGCCUCACACUGA